AUGUCAGGAAUUGAAGAAAAUGGAAGCCUUGACGAAAUCAGGGAGAGAAGAUCAGACUUUGAAAUCUCAGAGGAAGAUGAAAGACGUCGCUCUAAGAUCGGCAAUUUUAAGAAGAAGGCCAUUAAUGCUUCUACCAAGUUCACUCAUUCUCUCAAGAAAAGAGGGAAAAAGAAGAUUGACUAUCGGUUUCCUCCAGUCUCCAUUGAAGAUGUCAGGGAUGAAAAAGAGGAGACCGUUGUCCUUGACUUCCGCCGUAACCUGCUCCAGAGAGACUUGUUGCCUCCUAGACACGAUGAAUACCAUACUCUUCUCAGAUUUUUGAAAGCGAGGGAGUUUAACAUAGAAAAAACCAUCCAGAUGUGGGAAGAAAUGCUUAGAUGGAGAAAAGAGUAUGGGACAGAUACCAUACUAGAGGAUUUUGAUUUCCAAGAGCUGGAAGAAGUUCUGCAAUACUAUCCUCAGGGCUAUCAUGGAGUUGACAAGGAAGGAAGACCUGUCUACAUUGAAAGACUUGGAAAAGCUCACCCUGCUAAGCUUAUGCGUAUCACCUCCAUUGAUAGAUAUCUAAAAUACCAUGUGCAAGAGUUCGAGAAAGCUCUCCUUGAGAAAUUCCCUGCAUGCUCUAUUGCAGCAAAGCGUCGAAUCUAUUCCUCCACUACAAUACUGGAUGUGCAAGGACUGGGCAUGAAGAAUUUUUCACAAACAGCUGUAACUCUUGUGGCUGCCAUGUCCAAGAUAGACAACAGCUACUACCCUGAGACGUUGCACAGAAUGUACAUUGUAAAUGCUGGGACAGGUUUCAAGAAGGUGCUUUGGCCUGCUGCUCAGAAGUUUCUUGACGCAAAGACCAUUGCAAAGAUUAAUGUGCUAGACCCUAAAUCUUUAUCCAUAUUGCACGAAGUCAUUGAUUCAAGUCAAUUGCCGGACUUCCUCGGAGGUUCAUGCUCUUGCUUUGGCGACGGAGGGUGUCUUCGCUCUAAUAAAGGACCCUGGAAUGAUCCUGAAAUAAUGAAGCUCCUCUACCAUGGAGAAUCAUCACUCUUUAGGCAAAUCAGUAGGAAGCUGAGUGACCCGCAGAAUUCUUCAUCCUACAUAAGUAUACAUCCAUCAAAGGCUAUGCAAGCUGAGACUUCAGCAGCAGAGUCUGAAUCUUGUUCUGAUGUUCCUACUUCUCUAUCUGGAAGAAUGUGCUUAGCCGCUGCUCAUGUGAAUCCAGUUUAUGAGGAAGUUAGGACAUCAGAUGUUAACGGCUAUUAUAGUUGCGAUGACAAGUUUACCAUACCUAACGAAGCUACUAACCGAAAAGACCACCAAAUGCUGGAACUAAAUCAAACAACACUCAGUUUAAAACAUGAGACAUCUCCACCAGGUGCGUCAAUCAUACGAUGGCUUCAUGAUUUAAGGGGAACAGUCGACAUCAUAAGAACUGAGAACGUGGCCAAAAGAAUACUUACGUUGUUGCUGAAACUAGCAGCAGUUUUCCGUUGUAUCCCGUUUCAGCUUCUGAGGAGGAAGAAUACCAUUACUCCUUCAAGUCCAACGGAAGAUGAAAACAGGAGCAGCCUCAGCCCAACUACUCAUGCAGAGACCGCAAUGAAAGACAAGAUUCGUCCCUGUUUGGAACGUAUUCAGGAACUAGAGAAAGUGUACGAGGAAAUCAGGAACAAACCGGUUGAAAUACCGGUGGAGAAGGAGAGAAUGCUGAUGGAUUCUCUAGACAGAAUCAAAUCGGUUGAGUUUGAUCUCGUUAAAACAAAGAGGGUUUUGCACGCAACAGUGGUGAAACAGAUGGAAAUAACUGAAAUGCUGGAAAGUUUACGAGAGUCCCAACUUCAC
Eruca vesicaria subsp. sativa (arugula) is the source of this 1836-nucleotide messenger RNA. Lineage: Eukaryota; Viridiplantae; Streptophyta; Magnoliopsida; Brassicales; Brassicaceae. The record is from the annotation of a GenBank genome assembly.